Plectropomus leopardus (leopard coralgrouper) is the source of this 2639-nucleotide messenger RNA. RefSeq names its product glucosylceramidase beta 1 (gene gba1). Gene Ontology annotation, biological process: glucosylceramide catabolic process. The record is from RefSeq and is a predicted model, not a curated record. Gene Ontology annotation, molecular function: glucosylceramidase activity. Lineage: Eukaryota; Metazoa; Chordata; Actinopteri; Perciformes; Serranidae.
CCAGAUUUGAUCGAGGAAACGCUGGUAUGGCAGAUUGCACGACGCUAAGGUGACGGUCAGGUGUGAAUAGUUGUUAAAUUAACCCUCAGGACAUGCCAUAGUUUGUGUCAGGAUCCUCUGAGCUCUGUGGUCUUUGUUUCUGGAUAAAAUGGCGAUGUUACUGCCAUCACCUGCACUCCUGGCCCUUGUUUUCCUCACAGCACAAGUGACACCCUCUACAGGAAGCUAUAAAUGUGUUGCCAGAGACUUUGGGCAUGACUCUGUGGUCUGUGAGUGUAACUCAACUUACUGUGACAGUGUUGGGUCGGCCAGGUUGCCUGGUCUAGGUCGCUACUCCUCCUACCUGACCACGAAGGCCGGCAGCAGACUGGAGGCCGGCUGGGGUCGUGUCAAGGAGAACGGCAGCGGGGCAGGCCUCAAGUUGAGUAUUGUUGCAUACCAGAAGUACCAGAAGAUCAGAGGGUUCGGUGGAGCCAUGACAGACGCUGCAGCCAUCAACAUCCUGUCUCUUUCUGCUGAUGCUCAGGACCGGCUGCUGGAAGAGUACUUCUCCAAAAUAGGUAUCGGCUACAACGUGGUGCGUGUGCCCAUGGCCAGCUGCGACUUCUCCACCCGUCUGUACACGUACGCCGACACACCUGGAGACUACAACCUCGACAAUUUCACACUGGCACCUGAGGACGUCAACAUGAAGAUCCCUCUCCUUCAGCGUGCUCAGGCAUUGUCUCCUCGCCCUCUGUCUCUGCUGGCCAGCGCCUGGAGCGCCCCUGCCUGGAUGAAAACUAACGGUGCUCUCAUAGGAAAGGGCUCCCUGAAAGGUCAGCCUGGGGGCAAGGAGCACAAAACCUGGGCUCAGUACUACAUCAGGUUCCUAGAGGAAUACGCUAAAUAUAACUUGACCUUCUGGGCUUUGACCACUGGGAAUGAGCCCUCUGCAGGGCAGAUGGCAAACUACAGUUUCCAGGCUCUUGGCUUCACUCCUGAGGAGCAGAGGGACUGGGUGGCUCUGGACCUGGGCCCUGCCCUGCACGCUUCUUCACACCCACGCACACACGUCCUCAUCCUGGAUGACAACCGCCUGCUGCUGCCGCACUGGGCCAAAGUGGUCCUAAAUGAUGUUCAUGCAGGAAGGUACAUUCAUGGCGUGGCAGUUCACUGGUACUUGGACAGCCUCGUCCCAGCUGAGUUGAGCCUGGGAGUCACUCAUCACCUGUACCCAGAGUAUUACCUGUUUGGCACGGAGGCCUGCUCGGGCUGGAGCCCACUUGACCGCGGGGUGAAGCUGGGCAGCUGGGACAGAGCCGAGCAGUACGCACAUGACAUCAUAGAGGACUUAAAUAAUUAUGUGGUGGGUUGGACUGACUGGAACCUGGCGCUGGAUCAGACUGGUGGGCCAAACUGGGUUAAAAACUUUGUGGACAGUCCUAUUAUAGUGGAUGCCAAGCGUGAUGUCUUCUACAAGCAGCCGAACUUCUACAGCAUGGCCCACUUCAGUAAGUUCCUGUGGGAGGGGUCUCAGAGAGUGGGUGUGUCCGCCAAUCAGGAAACACAGCUGGAAUAUUCUGCCUUCAUCAGACCAGACGGCUCAAUGGUGCUCAUUGUACUCAACAGGUCAUCAACAGUGAUCCAGUUUGACGUCGAGGAUCCCGCUGUGGGCUACAUCACCUCCACCGCUCCGGCUCAUUCGGUGCUCACACUCGCCUGGAACACGUAGUGAUCAUUCAGGUUUACGUUCAUUUGUUCCACCUAUUAUUAAUUCUGUGCACAUUUCAAAAUGCCACAAAAAAUAAGCGUUUUGCAAGGGAACCGUCUCAUCACUGAAACAGUUUUACUUUGAGUGCUACGUUGGUAUCAAGCCUGUCAUGUGCACUUUUUCAAAGUAUUUAUUGUGCACUGCUUUAGUGAUAUCAGUAAUCACUUGAAUUAACCUCAGCAAACAAGAAUAACCUCAACUCUUUGAUUUUCAUCCAGAAGCCUAAUUUAUUUUAUGCGCCAGUUAUCAGUAAUGGCACUAAAAUAAAUGAAUGUAUCACUUUACCAGAAUGACCCGUGCCGAAGCGUAACUGAUGCCUUGAUUUCCACCUAAUACAAUGCUUUAAGUGUCCUCACCAUCUCUUAAGAAAUAACUUAAUGUACAGAAAUUGUUAAUGCCUUGCUGUUGCUAUUUCAUUUUAAAUAAAGCGUUUUAAAAUAUCCCACGUUUUAAUUAUCUUUGGUGCAGACAGUAUUAAGUAUAGAAUACAAAAGAGUAUAGUGUAUAAAAUAACACUUAGAAUCAGGUUGGGAAAAAUGAAAAUUCAACCAUGCCAUUUUUUUUGUCAAUUUAUUAAUACAUCAUAGACAUUUUUUCAUAUAUAAUAUACAGUUUGAUAACCUGGUAUUUCACAUUUGUGUCUCCAUUCUCUUUUUUUUUCCUUUGCAAACCAUAAGUUGUUGACUAAAAUUAUUUACAUCAAAAAAGUGAUAAAAAAUGUGAAACAAAAGAUGGUCAUAAACUGGAAUAAAAUGACAGAGGGAUGCCUUCUGUUUAUAAUAUAUACACCAAGAGGGGUAUGUUUCAAUCUAAAAUAUAAGAUUAUGGGACGAGCUCUGUAUUUUUUUUUUUUUUAUUUCAUUCCCUUGCUGGUAUUAUUGUUUUU